AUGGGGGUGGCCGGCCUGGGCAACUAUGGGCUGCGGGGGACGCGGCACAGUGUGGGCAUGGCAGUGGUGGACCGGCUGGCCCGGCAGCUGGCGGUGGCCGAGGGUUGGCAGGUGGACAGGCGGUGCUGCGCUGACGUGGCUCUGGCCACGACCCGUGGCCUGGAGCUGGUGCUGCUCAAGCCACGGAGGCUCAUGAACCUCAAUGGGCUCAGUGUCACCAGUGCCGCUGAGAUCUACAACUUCCGCCCAGAAGACAUAUACCUGGUUCACGAUGACCUGGACAAGGACCUGGGCAAGGUGGCAAUCAAGCUGGGAGGCAGUGCGAGGGGACACAACGGGGUCCGAUCCUGCAUCAGUGCUUUGCACUCCAAUGAGAUGACCCGGCUCAGGGUCGGCAUCGGGCGGCCAGAGGGCGAAGUGACAGUGUCCAGCUAUGUCCUGGCUCCGUUCAGCGCUGGGGAGCAGGAGAGGCUGGAGCAGGUCCUGCCCCAGGCAGCGACAUCCCUGCUGGAGCACAUCCUGCGCAGGAGAGUGCCCGCGGGGGAGCCGGGGGACAGGGGCUGA
Haliaeetus leucocephalus (bald eagle) is the source of this 564-nucleotide messenger RNA. It is a transcript of the gene PTRH1, whose product is annotated as peptidyl-tRNA hydrolase 1 homolog (S. cerevisiae). NCBI's taxonomy places the organism in Eukaryota, Metazoa, Chordata, Aves, Accipitriformes, Accipitridae. The record is from RefSeq and is a predicted model, not a curated record. The transcript has 5 exons. Bases 1 to 564 code for a protein of 187 amino acids. Gene Ontology annotation, molecular function: peptidyl-tRNA hydrolase activity.